Molecule: messenger RNA, 1146 nt
Organism: Ascochyta rabiei
Lineage: Eukaryota; Fungi; Ascomycota; Dothideomycetes; Pleosporales; Didymellaceae
Product: 34-kDa subunit of RNA polymerase III (C)
Exons: 2
Coding region: 1-1146 (381 amino acids)
Biological process (GO): transcription by RNA polymerase III
Cellular component (GO): RNA polymerase III complex
Source: RefSeq, a predicted model, not a curated record
AUGGCUGCACCCAUGGCGCCCUCGAUGGUGCCGAAAGAGGAAGAGCCCUCCGCUGUGGAGCUCGCGAACAAUGAAGCAGGAGCAGGAGCAGGAGCAGGAGCAGGAGCAGGAGCAGGAGCAGGCACCCCCGCCGACGCGCUGUACGACAAAUGCGCGCAAAGAUCCCAGGGCACCGUCUUCUUCCAGCGCGACCUUUCUAACAUGCAGGUCGCGGAGACCAUGGCCGAGCUUACCAUGCUCUUGCAGGAGCUGUGCGAUCGCCAUCUCAUGAAGCUCAUGACAUUCGAGGGGGAGCCGUGCUGGAAGCUGCGCUCGCGGCCAGAAGCCGACAAGCUGCGCCGACUGACGCCCGACGAGCGACUCCUCUACCACCACAUUGACCAGGUCCAAGCCGAGGGCAUCUGGUCCAAAGCACUACGAGCUCGCACCAACGUUACCCAACAAAUCCUCACGAAAUGCCUGAAGAGCUUGGAGUCGAAGGAUCUCGUGCAAUCGGUCAUGAGCGUCAAGUUCCCGAACCGCAAGAUGUACCUGCUGAAGCACCUGCGCCCGUCCGAAGACAUUGCUGGAGGCCCAUGGCAGUCAGAGGGAGACUUUGACGCAGCCUUGAUAGAGACAAUAUCAGGCAUUGUCGCGCAGUAUGUGGAGAACGAGACGUGCAUCAAGGUCCCUGGCAACUGGAACGACUACGAGCGGCCGGACAGGUCUGCUGAGAUUGCGCAGAAGAAGGCGCAGGUGCAGGGGAUACGAGAUAUUGAGGAUGCACCGGCAGUGAAGCCCUACCACCAGCCGAGAAACCCAAACGCGUCCAAGAUUGUGCACAAGAACAACCCCCAGUAUCCAACUUCUGCCUCGGUGGCUGAGUGGCUGAACGCAAAGGAGAUUCUGAGGGGCAAGACGGUCAGGGAAGACGACAUGGAGCAGCUGCUGGAGAUGAUGGUGCUUGACGGGCGGCUUGAGAAGAUAUCUGGAACCAACUACCGCACCGUCCUGACCGCCAUCGACACCAAGGUCUACAACGGCUUCGUCGACGCUCCGUGCGGCAACUGCCCUGUCUUUGACCUUUGCGGUGACGAAGGAGAAAUUUCUGCCAGAACCUGCGUAUACUUUGGGCAAUGGCUGGAGACGCAGUCAGAAGAGGUAUAA